CUGCUUGAAUAUCCGCGUGGUUAUCUAAUGUAAUUUUAAUUAAGCACAAAUAUAUACUGACUAUAAUUUCACAACAUAAUUCAAAUUCAUUUUUGACAAACGUUCAUAAAAUAUUCCUUGAAUGUUAAAAAAUUUUUAAUAUGAAUACAGGAAAUAACUUGAAAUUUAUACUUCGAAAUUUAUACUUUUACAAAAAAAAUAUAAUUUUUAAUUAAUCUUUAAAUUUCAUUUAAUAAGAAAAGUGAUAAUGUGGGUAUUUGGUUAUGGUUCACUGAUAUGGAAAGCAGACUUUCCGUACGAAGAAAUUCUUGUUGGUCACAUCAAAGGAUACAUCAGAAGAUUUUAUCAAAAAAGUAUAGAUCAUAGAGGAAUACCUAGUAGACCUGGUCGUGUUGUAACAUUACUUAAUUCUGAUAAUCCUAAUGAUGAAGUAUGGGGUGUUGCUUAUAGAAUAUCACCUCAAAACAAAGAUAAAGUUGUAAAACACUUGGAUUACAGAGAAAAAGGAGGAUAUGAAAGAAAAAGUGUGCUCUUUUAUCCAUCUUAUUCAAUUAAAGAUACUGCAUCGUAUUCCUUAGCAAAUAAUAAAUUUCCAAGUGAUUUAGAAAAUGAAAAAUUAUUAUCAUCAGUUUCAGAAAACACACCAUUUUAUAUUACAAUUUACAUAGGUGGAGAAGAUAAUCCAAAUUAUGCAGGUGUAGAAGAUAUAUAUACAAUAGCAAAACAAAUAUUAGUAUCUCAUGGUCCUAGUGGAGCAAACACAGAAUAUUUAUAUAAUUUGGCAUCUGCAAUGAGACUAAUAGCACCAGGUAUAAAUGAUGAACAUUUAUAUGUAUUAGAAGCAACUGUGAAAACAUUAGAACAAGAAAAAAAUAUCAAAAUAAAAUUAAAUGAAAGUUUAUGUACUAGUGAAAAUGGAUAAGAAUUUUGUUUUAAUAAGUAUUUACAUAUCAAAGAUGAUUAUUGAUGAUAAUAAAAAAAUUGUAUUUAAAAUUCUAAAAAAUAAGAAAAU
Messenger RNA from Apis laboriosa (Himalayan honeybee), 1012 nucleotides. Its product is annotated as putative glutathione-specific gamma-glutamylcyclotransferase 2. Gene Ontology annotation, biological process: glutathione catabolic process. Gene Ontology annotation, cellular component: cytoplasm. Gene Ontology annotation, molecular function: glutathione specific gamma-glutamylcyclotransferase activity; gamma-glutamylcyclotransferase activity. The transcript is spliced from 3 exons. The record is from RefSeq and is a predicted model, not a curated record. The coding region runs from base 248 to 922 and encodes 224 amino acids. Lineage: Eukaryota; Metazoa; Arthropoda; Insecta; Hymenoptera; Apidae.